Molecule: messenger RNA, 2308 nt
Organism: Lethenteron reissneri (Far Eastern brook lamprey)
Lineage: Eukaryota; Metazoa; Chordata; Hyperoartia; Petromyzontiformes; Petromyzontidae
Product: gap junction gamma-1 protein-like
Biological process (GO): cell-cell signaling
Cellular component (GO): connexin complex
Molecular function (GO): gap junction channel activity
Source: RefSeq, a predicted model, not a curated record
CGUGGGCGGCGCCACCAUGAGCUGGGCAUUCCUGACUCGUCUGCUCGAGGAGGUGCACCACCACUCCACCUUCGUGGGCAAGCUGUGGCUCACGGCCCUGGUGGUGCUGCGCGUCGUGCUGGCGGCCGUCGGAGGCGAGACCAUCUACUACGACGAGCAGAGCAAGUUCGUGUGCAACACGGGCCAGCCGGGCUGCGAGAACGUCUGCUACGACGCCUUCGCGCCGCUCUCGCACGCCCGCUUCUGGGUGCUCCAGAUCAUCUUCGUGUCCUCGCCGUCGCUCCUUUACCUGGCCUUCGCCGCCCACAAGGUGGCCAAACGGCCGGGCCACGGGCGGUGCCGUCGCGGCGGCGGCGGCGGCGGCGGCCACGGACAGAGCCGCGGCGCCCGCAGGGGCCUCAUGAUCCACCGAGGGCAGAACCACUUCCUGGAGGAGGGCGAGAGCAACUUGGAGGAGGAGCCCAUGAUAUUCGACGAUGCCGUGGGCCGGCAGAGGCACCGGCCCGACAGGGAGCACCGCCACGACGGGCGGCGGAGGAUCAGGGAGGAGGGCCUCAUGGGCAUAUACGUCUUCCAGCUCAUCUCCCGGACCGCGCUGGAGGGCGCCUUCCUGGCGGGCCAGUACUUCCUGUACGGCUUCGAGGUGGCGGCGCGGUUCGCGUGCGGCCGGCCGCCGUGCCCGCACGUGGUCGACUGCUUCGUGUCGCGCCCCACCGAGAAGACCGUCUUUUUGUUCGUCAUGUACGGCGUCAGCUGCCUGUGCCUGGCGCUCAACGUGUGCGAGAUGCUGCACCUGGGCGCGGGCACCGUCCGCGACGCGCUGGCCCGGAAGGACCGGGGCUCGCAGACCGCGCCGCGCGGCUCCCCCGAGCCGGCGUGCGGCCGCGAGUCCGGCGAGGAGAUGCCCACGGCGCCGUCGCUGCUCCAGUUCGAGCUGCGGCCCAUUUCCAAGGCCUCGCAGACGCCCGAGGGCCUCGCCGCCGCCGCCAAGCGGCCCAACGGCGUCGCGGAGCCGAGGCGGGGAGGCGGCGCCGACGUGCCGGACGUCUCCCCGCCGCGGAAAAACCUCGCGGAGGGCGGCGGCGGCGGCGUCGGCGCGGGGGGCCGUCCGAGCCUGCCGGUGGCCGGGGCCGAGCCGGCGGCUGCGGCUGCGGUGGGCGGGGACGGGAUGAGGGGUUCGGACAGCGGCGCCGGUUCGAGCGGCACGGCGGACGAGAACGUGGGCGGCGGGGCGGGGUCCAGCGCGAUGGAGCAGAACGUGGCCAACGCCCGGCACGAGCGGACCGCGACGACGCACCAGGCCCCCUCCGAGUCGGACAAGGGGGGCAGCACGAGCAGCAAGCAGAACAGCACCCGGUUGGCCGUGUGGAUAUGACGUCGCUUUUGUAUCGCUGCUGCUGCUGCCGUCGUCGUCGUUGCGAAUUCGCGUUAGCAGCACGAACGUGCCGACGGAGGGCUGCCCCAAUUUGGCUACGCUCGCCGGACGAGGGCCCGGCUCUUGGCACGAGCGCGAGCUGCGGGCGUCCUGAUGGGAGUGGGAACGACCCGCUCUUCAGGCAGCUUCCCGGGUGGGACAAAGCGGCGCUGACCGGGGCAGGCAGGCGGCCGUCGCUGCGCGUCGCCGGAGGCGGCUUUCGACGCGACCGCUUCGCCAACGCGGAAUUGGCCAGACGGUGCAGCUGAAUGCAAAAACAACCUCCUGCUGCGUUGAGUAGCGGGGAGGUGCGGGGGCAGAAUGCACCGCUAACGUACGCCAUCGGCAGGGGAAAGGAAAACACGUGAUUCGUGCGUCCAUUCGACAGCGCCGAGUUCGUCAACUUUCCGCUUAAAUUCUCGCCCCGCCAGUUUUCGCGAAGCCCCACUUGUAAAGUGUGCAGCCCCCACCCAGACGAUCUUGCGUUGAUCGUCUGUCGUCCUUCCCUCGCACCACUGAUUGGCACGGUGGGCUACGUACGGUGCGAAAGAAGUCCCACAGACGUACGUACAGACUCUUAGUAAAACAAUUAAAUUAAAAUUAAUGCAAAUAAAAUAUUCUUUUAUUUUUAUUAAGUUUUUAUUUCAUUUUUUUACCUACGUGACUUUACCGAAAAAACUAAGAGUAUGAAUCCUUGCAGUCACGAAAGCUUCAAAUCUAGAAGUACGUACAGACGUCAAGGCGGCCAGCCCAAAUCUCGCAGCCCCUGCGCUGAAUGCGAUGAUGUUUCUCUGAAUCGCCCGCCCGCUGUGCAUUUGACUGCACAGCCAUUUCCACGACAAGCCUACCCUGCCACGCAAAAACAUAAAACGAUGUCUCUAGACAAUGCAUUUA